Molecule: messenger RNA, 2704 nt
Organism: Nicotiana tabacum (common tobacco)
Lineage: Eukaryota; Viridiplantae; Streptophyta; Magnoliopsida; Solanales; Solanaceae
Source: RefSeq, a predicted model, not a curated record
CCCCCAUAGGUUUUCAUCGUCUUCUUCGUUGAAACAAUAGAAGAAAACCCUAGGAGCCUGAAGAUGAAGCAGCGCCGCUAACACCCAAGAACACCCCAUCGUUUUGCUUCUUCAACCAAACGGUCACCCUCUUCUCUCAUCUUUGCCACCCUCAACAAUAUAACACACAUACACAACAAGAAAAAGAAGGAAGCUGUGCAACAACAUUACAACAGAAAAACGCAGCCAUCGUUUCAUUUUUCUGCCGUCCAAAGCAGCCAUGAGAGCUACUCUUUUCCUUCCAUGAACACCACCAGAAAACCUCUAUUAACGUCGCCACAUGAAGCCCGAAACCAGCUGAAAAACCAACCGCGAAGUUAGUCGAAAACUAGCUUUCAAACCUCCAAAAGACACAGCUGAAAACUCCAUGGAAACAGUUCAAAACCCAGCGAAAAUCAGUCCAAUACAACACCUGAAAAUGGCCUAUCCAUUAAUAAAAUCAUAGAACAGAGCAAGGUUUUGGGGUCGUCGUUUGUCGCUCUGAUUUGUCGCCGAUUUGAGGUUCCAUUUCCGUCGAGGUCUUGUUCGCGAUCUGGUCGCUUGUGAAUUUCAAAGCAGUCCAAGCGUUAAAGUUUCAUAUUCAACUUCCAAGACAAUGGUUAAACAAUUAGGGAAAGGCUCAAAACAACCCGACAGAGGUGAAUCCUCCCGGGGGAAAGGGCAAGAAGAUGAUUAGAUUCACUCCCCAAGUUAGACAAAGCAUAAAACAGAUGAGGAAGGCAAUAAAAGCAGCUGACAAAGCCAGUGAUCAGUCGGGGAGUGAGUAUGUGCAUCCCAGGACAUUUCUUCGGACUCCGUGCCAGAAUAUGUUGAAGAUUGGCCGGGAAGAUUCAAACUGACAAAUACUACUCCUCCACCAUCACCCACUGCCCAAGCACCAGCACAUGUUUCUACUGAGUCAUCUAAGGGCUCAACAGCCGGUAGUAGUGAUUACUCUACCUCCCCCGCAGCUUUAUUAUCCGGGGAGGGUGCAUACGAAGGUGAGGAGGAAGUAGAGGGAGAUGAGGAGGUAGCUGAAGGUGGUGAGCCUCAGGUGAGAGGUGUUGCUAGAACUAGGAAGCCCGAAGCUUGGGAGGGUAGGUUUGUAAGUGAAGUGGCGUACCAUAAGUUUAGUGAGUAGUGACCGGUGAGAAAACUGAUCCCGGAGAGGAGCUUCAUAGAUAGAGACCUAUUACCCCACAAUCCCGACGUGCAAAGACAGUUUAGAACUAGAGUGGGCUGGGAGCAUUUCAUGGAUGACUGUGUAGACGCCAAUGAACACUUGGUCAAGGAGUUUUAUUGCAAUGUAGCCCACAUCAAAAAGGGCUCCAAAGUGACCAAGGUUCGGAACUUGAAGGUGUUAUUUGAUGGGAAGUCGAUAAAUGAGUAUCUGAGCUUCAAUGAGGAGGAUGAGAUAUUGUAUAUGGCAAAGUUGGAAAUUGGCAAGGAGGUCCGUCCAUGGCUAGCACAGUACCUGGCAAUCCCAGGUACCGUCCCCGACUGGUUGACUGUUGGAGUCAAAAUAUUGAGAAGGAGCUUGAACUUUGAGGCGAGGGAAUGGGAGACUUUUGUUUGCAGCCGGUUGGACCCUACCACUCAUGACAACACCCUUCCUCUCCACCGGCUAUGUUAGUGGCUUAUAUCAUUGUAGAGUACCUUAUCAACGUGGGGAAUGUGAUGUCCCGAAUUAUCACUAUAGUGGGAGUGGAGCAUGACCAGAACUACCCUUUUCCCAGCUUCCUCACAAUGUACUUUCGGGACAUGGAGGUGGACAAGAGACCCUAUGAUAUCAAGGUCAAGGCGGUAGCCCAUUUUCCUGGUAUAGCAUGAAGGGGGAUGACAACCCCAAGAGCAAGAACUACAAAGCUCCUGCUUCUACCCCAACUGGCCAGUCUGAAGAGCCAGUUGUGGUAGAGUUCCCUGCUGAGCCUACCUCCACUCCUGCUGACAUCCCUCCCGGACCUUCCACAUCCACAGCUAUUCCUGCUGGUCCAUCCACAUCAUCGGGCUCGGAGAUCCCAUCUUCUCGGGCCCAUCCUAUUACUGCUCACCGUCUGAGCUAGGCACUUCUGAGUAUCAACAACUGGAUGCAGACUGCCUCAUCCAAGUUGUCCAUCUUGACUACCACUGUAGAGGCUCAGUCGGUUCCCCCAGCCCCACGGAUGCCACAGUCGAUAAAGGAUGCGCUCAAGGAGAUACUUGACAAUCAGAAGAAGAUCCUCGACACUCAGGUUGCGCUCUCAAAGGCAGUUGAUUCACAUAGCAAGACUCUCAAGGAUCUUGCUCAGGAGCACAAAAAGUUGCGGAAGACACGGGCCUCCAAGGAGUUCGUGAAGGAGCUGCGUGCAGAUGUUGACAGACUGAAGGCAGAUCAGAUGCCUUUAGACUUAUUGCUCGAGGACCUAGUCCCAGCAACUCAGCCACAGCAGGAGCAGAUACAGAGGCCUCCGAAGAGGAGGAGGAUGAUUCCUAAAGCUGAUGAUGCUAUCAUCCAGUUGGCGGACCCACUGGAGACUUCCUCCAAUCAGCCACAAGAUGUACCAGUUCCAGAGCCUGUCAAGGUCCAGGCUCAGGUCCCAGUAGCAGAGGAGCAGACCACUAGGAACCAAUCUGAGGUUCCCGAGCACACAGGGCUUAGGGAGUCUUCUAUAUCCUUUUUCCUCUUAUCAUUUUGAUGCUUUAUUUA